Molecule: messenger RNA, 435 nt
Organism: Aspergillus alliaceus
Lineage: Eukaryota; Fungi; Ascomycota; Eurotiomycetes; Eurotiales; Aspergillaceae
Exons: 2
Coding region: 1-435 (144 amino acids)
Source: RefSeq, a predicted model, not a curated record
AUGGUCCCGCAAAGGCGGGCCCCGUCUAUCUCCCUCAGGCAAAGCGUGGCGAGGGGCUCCGUGGGAAACCUGACGAAGGCCGUUUCGCCGAGGCGCUUUUUGGUCGAAACCAUCACUGGCUCUGAUCCGCUUCUGGACCUACGAUCCCACAUAGGCUUUGGGACAGUAGCCAUGCACACAGACGUCAGCGAAACUGCGCGCAUCGGCCGGUCACCGCCGCUUACGGCAAUGCAUCUACACAGAGUCCGUGUACAGGCUCCGAACGAAAGUCCGUCUGCUGCCGACAUCGUGCACCUGGGUCGUGCCCGUAUUCCUCCAUGGCCUUUGCAGCUUGCCCUGCCCGACGCUGCCUCAUUCAGGCUCAGCAUGCUAGCUUCCAAUUCUGUCAGCCACGAACAAUGGAUGCUGAUGGUGAAAAGCCAGCAGCAGCAAUGA